This is a messenger RNA of Daphnia magna, 3153 nucleotides long. Its product is annotated as forkhead box protein F1-B. The record is from RefSeq and is a predicted model, not a curated record. The coding region runs from base 672 to 2357 and encodes 561 amino acids. Gene Ontology annotation, cellular component: nucleus. Gene Ontology annotation, biological process: animal organ morphogenesis; regulation of transcription by RNA polymerase II. Gene Ontology annotation, molecular function: DNA-binding transcription factor activity, RNA polymerase II-specific; RNA polymerase II cis-regulatory region sequence-specific DNA binding. Lineage: Eukaryota; Metazoa; Arthropoda; Branchiopoda; Diplostraca; Daphniidae. The transcript is spliced from 3 exons.
AUGAAGUUGGAUUUGUUCCGCUUCACGAGGGCCGAUGGACGGGGUCAUCUCGUCAAGUCUUGACCCCGCCUCCUUUUCUACGAAAAAAAAAGAGAACUCGCCGUCGUCCGUCGUUCUUGGGAUGGAUGGUUUCAUGGCAGGAGUUGGAAGUUCGACAUGCUGGAACUGGCUGGAGCCGGCCAACAUCAGGAGGAGGAGAGGGGAGGCAAGAAAAUAGGAGAAGGAGGAGGGAUAAGAAGCAAAAUCGGAGGAGAAGGGUGGGCAUGGCGCCUCGCCAGUGUCAGAUCCACUAUAGUCCUAUAUACUUUCCUUUUCAUUUUGACUUUAGAGUUCUUGUCUCUCUCUCUCUUUUUCUCUCUCACUCUCUAUCGUCCGCGCGCUUUUCUGCUUGCUCUUUAAACUUUUACACAUAUAUCGAGAGGGCACUCUCCAGUCUGUGCUGCUGUACAUCGUCACGCUCCGGGAGUAGCGGACACACAUUCAGUGAGCCUCCUCGUUUUCAUAAAUUGCCCGUUUGCAAAAUUUUUGUUUUUCUCUCUUUGCUGAUGAUUUAACUCAAAUCAAUCCGAAGUGACAUUGUGACUGUAACAGAUAUCUCUUUCGAACAUUUUGUGCAUCGAGCCUAUUUCGAAUUAUUACCGGCAAACAAACGAAAAAAAAACACAUAAGCUAUGAUGAAGUUAGAACACGUCGAAGCAUCGUCGUCGGCUUGUUUGCCGCCUCACCACCAUCACCACCCGCUGAUGAUCAUGGAACACCUGAGUCCGACUAGCGCCUCAUCGUCGGCGGCGGCACUUCAGGAUUUGAUGCAGCAGCAUCAUUCAAACAUGAUUAGUGGUCACCAUCAUCAUCAUCUUCUUCAUCACCAACAACAACUACACCAGCAACAACAGCAACAACCGUCGGUUGAAAGUUCGUUAGCCGAUAGCAGCGAGGACAAAAUGACGACGGCAAGCGCCGCUCCGAUAUCGACCUCAAGCGGGGGAGGUACAGGAUCGAGUAGCAAUACGAGCACAGGUAACGGUACGAACAACAACGGUUCAAGCAGUAGCAAGAAAUCGUCAUCUUCAUCGUCCGGAAACGGAAAUGCGGCCGGUGGAGGAGCGGCGUCUUCAUCGUCGACGACGGCGGCGUCGGGAGUGAGACGGCAAGAGAAGCCGCCCUACUCUUACAUCGCUUUAAUCGUCAUGGCCAUCCAGAGUUCGGCUAGCAAACGCUUGACAUUGAGCGAGAUUUACCAAUUCCUGCAACAGCGUUUCCCUUUCUUCCGCGGAUCGUACCAGGGCUGGAAGAAUUCGGUGCGUCACAAUCUCUCGCUCAACGAGUGUUUCAUCAAGUUGCCAAAGGGCUUGGGCCGGCCGGGCAAAGGUCACUACUGGACCAUCGAUCCUGCCUCUGAGUUCAUGUUUGAAGAGGGUAGCUUCAGACGAAGGCCGAGGGGUUUCCGGCGCAAAUGCCAAGCCCUUAAACCGUAUCACAGUUUCUUCCAGAAUGGAAUCAAUCCGGCAUCGGUGACGGCAGCAGCCGCAGCUUCAGCCGCUCAUCUCGCGCUGGCCAAUUCUGGUGCGCCCACUUAUGAUCUUCAACAGCAACAACAAUCGCUCUUGUCCCAGCAACAGCAGUCUCAGCAACAACAACAUCAGCAAUCCAGUUGUUCAUCGGGACUCGGCCAACUCAGUCAACAUCAGCCGGACUACAGUAGUUUGCAUCCGAGUUGUUCGUACAAUGGUUCCUCAGCUUCGUCCAUUGUGCAACAACAUUACAGCAACGCGUACAGCAGCUCAGGUAGCGGAGGUUACCUGACCAGCUGCAAUAAUGGCGCAGAUUACUACGGCACCAAUAGCGGCGGUGGGGUGGUGGUCACGUCGACGUCGUCGGUUAUUGGCCAGAGCAAUCUCAGUCCAACGACGUCUUCGCCGGCGUGCGAUUGGACUACAAACGCCGCAGCAGCGGCAGCAGCAGCAGCGGCUGCGGCGGCUGCUGCGGCGGCGGCUGCGGCCUCGACGUCCAACAGCACCGCGAUGCAUUACCAUCAUCACGGUAUGACGAGCCUAUCGUCGAAUUGCGCAAGCAGUUCAGGAGGUAUAGCCCAUCAGCAGGCCUACACGACGAGUAAGACCCCGCACAACAUGAGUCCGGCGUCGUCGGCGUCGUCCAUUCACUUACAUCAUCAUCAGCAACAUCAUCAGGACAAUGGCCUGGUAGGGAGUGCCGACGGUAGUUACACUACGGCCAAUUUGCAGGCCAUGGAAGCGGUAGUCGAUAUCCCCCUCUCAUCGGAUCCGUGGACGGUGAGCUACAACGCCUAUUAUCGAGGCCGAGAAACGGGUGGAGCGACUAGUAACUACGUCCUUUAGUUCAUUUCGUAUAAAGUUGUCUUCAAUCAACUUGUUAAUUAUUCACUACGUCCGUAAAAUAUUUUGCAUACUCAUCCGCUCUUCGAGUCGUCAUGCAGAUGCAUCCUCAGCAUAAACAGGUGCAGAUUUCACGACGAGACAUCAACAAGGCCUUCAUCUUUCUAGGCCUUUGAACGUUAGCAACCGCUUCCAACUGUAUAUAAAGGUCUCCAAUAUAGUACACGGCCAUGAAUUCUACCAGUAUCGACAUAUUAUCUGGUCACCAAGUGACGAACCCUUUUUCUGCAUGACGACACAUCACAGUUAUUGAUGAAAUUAUUAUUUAUGCUACUGCCGCUUCUGUGCCAUAACAUCGAAAUUGAUGCACCCUGACCUUGUUCUCGCCAAUAUCACAUAGGGCCUUAUGAUGAUGAUGGGUAUUGCGCUAGUCCGUAUAUAUUUCAGAUGACUCAACCAGUAAUACGCCGUUUGAAUCAAUACUCAUCAUUGUAAUAAUGUUGUAAUAAAUUUAACUCAGUGGUCAAAGACAUUUAAGUGUAACCAAUUCAAAUGUGCCUAAAAAGGUCAUAACUGUCAGACGAGAAGAUUGCAGGUAAAUUGUGUCACAUUAUACGGCAUUAGAAAACCUUUUCUUCGUAUGGAUUUCUACGUGUACAUACGCCCCAAUGUUCAUUUCAUUUCGUGGUGUACUUCUUUGUUUUGUUUUUUUUCCUUGAACAUUUGAAUCUUUUUUGAUAGCCUAUAGCCUAUGCUCCGUAUGAAUUUGUUUGCCGCAAUACAACGGCCAUAAGCCUUA